ACCUCCAUUACAAGCCACGAAGAAGAAAUUAGUCAACACAACGCCACUUCCCGUCUGUUCGGGCGGGUUGGUUUAAAGUGGGAAAACGCUCGAGUCGACGCAUCUGUAACAAGAGUAAUAUAAAUAAAGUAACUGAACGGCCUACCUGAUUAUGUUUUAACGGACAGACACGUGAAUUAACUGAAUUUAGGUUAACUUUUCCGGUUAGUAAACGCGUACGUUAACAGCUAGCAAACGUCCAGGGCGGUUAAUGUUUUUUUUAUUUAGCAUUUUUCUCCAUUAACUUUUACAAUUUAAAGCAGUUACAAGCAAUGGAUCGGCCGUCAAGGAGAUCGAAAAUUGUGAAUUACUGUGAAACUAAGAAUUCUGAUGACGAUGAGGAUUUUGCUCCACCCAGUAAAAAAGCAAAGGAGGAUGUAAAACAACAGGACUCCAAGAAAUUAUCAAGGAAGUCCUCCAGUCAGGAGACAAACUCUCAGUCCACACUGAGCCAAAAAAGAAAACCAUUAGAUGAGAAUUUGCAUAACCGAGAUCUAGAGGCAGCGAUUACGCUUUCCUUACUCAAUAAUGCUGAUGGAAUCCAGGACCAGUGUUCUGUCAGUAAAGAAGAUGUCAAGAUUCAGCUUCCAGUAGAUGAAAGUACAGAUUCAUCUUCAACAUACCUGUCUAACUGCAGUGUGGACAGUUCGAGUUUAGGUCUGAAUGAAAUCACAUCGGUAAAAAAGUCAUCCCCUUCUGGAAAGAGAAAUCCUGCUACUGAUUCAGUGGAAGAACAGAUAAAAAAGGUUGAAGAAGAUGAGGACUAUCAACCUAAACUGACACCAGAAUCAGAAAGUGAUUUCACUGAACCUGAUGAGAGCGAGGAAGAGGAAUUCACUGUGAAGAAAGUCAGCAAAACUAAAAAGGGGAAAGUUAAGAAGAAUGAAAAGAUCAAACAGCCUCCUGUUUCUAAAAAAGAAAAGAAAUCAUCAAAGGCUAAAUCCCAGUCAGCAGCUUCCACACCAGUAAGAAGUCCUCCAGCAGCUAAAUGUGCACCGAAAAGACCUGCUUCAUCCUCUACUGCCCCAGUAUCCAAAUCCACAGUGCCUCUGAGCCCAGCAGGGGGUAGAUUGCCAAAAUGGAACCCGCCAGGUCAAAUUGGUAAAAGUCCCACCUCGUGCCAGAAUCCAGUGAAGUCUCCAGGUCAGGGUCUGCGGCUCGGACUGUCCCGUCUUGUUCGAGUUAAACCUCUUCAUCCAAGUGUUGUAAUUCACUGACUGACUUACUAAACACUAAAUUGUCCACACCCAUUUAGGCCAUUUAGCUUCAACAUAGUAUUUUUUAAGACUGUGUAAAUAUUUCCUGUCCUGUGAUACAAUACAUGUUCAGUCAUGUGAAUGAAUAUAUAUAUUCAACUAAUGUUUUCAGCUUUGGUCUUGUGCUACACCUUGAAUUUGUCACUUUGUCAUAUUACUUAAUUAUUAUAUUUUUACAGGUUGUGAUCAGUAUGGACAUUGCUUUUAUUUUUAAUUGGUUAGUGUGAUUUCACUUACUAACUGAACGUUUUGUGUAGUGUGUACAUAAAUAUAAAAUAAAAUUUAAACAUCACUAAUUG
Betta splendens (Siamese fighting fish) is the source of this 1594-nucleotide messenger RNA. It is a transcript of the gene rad51ap1, whose product is annotated as RAD51 associated protein 1. Gene Ontology annotation, molecular function: double-stranded DNA binding; single-stranded DNA binding. Bases 312 to 1256 code for a protein of 314 amino acids. Gene Ontology annotation, biological process: interstrand cross-link repair; double-strand break repair via homologous recombination. NCBI's taxonomy places the organism in Eukaryota, Metazoa, Chordata, Actinopteri, Anabantiformes, Osphronemidae. The transcript has 9 exons. The record is from RefSeq and is a predicted model, not a curated record.